Messenger RNA from Schizophyllum commune H4-8, 455 nucleotides. RefSeq lists its product as uncharacterized. The record is from RefSeq and is a predicted model, not a curated record. NCBI's taxonomy places the organism in Eukaryota, Fungi, Basidiomycota, Agaricomycetes, Agaricales, Schizophyllaceae. The transcript is spliced from 2 exons. The coding region runs from base 39 to 320 and encodes 93 amino acids.
UCCCUUGUGAGGUUCUGCAGUUAUCGCGACAGCACGAUAUGUCUACACUCACCAUCAAAUAUGAUCUGAAGCCACCAGCAACUGUCAAUGCAGGCGGACUGCAGGCCACCACAACCACUGCAGCGGAAAUAACAGCUGAUCCCAAAGAUCAAAGUCAAUACUAUGCAGAGCUGCGUAGGGCGGUACUGCAGGCGAAAGAUACACUGGGGGAGGAGCUUACGCAGUGGAGAGAUGCUGUAGGGAAGGCGGAGCUGAACAAGGAGACGAAGAAGUCGCUGAAGGAAGAUGACGAGGACGAGGACGAGGAUAGCGAAGUAUGAUGUACGGGAGAAGGCGAUAGAAGUGAGAGCAACGUACGCAGAAAUGGACACACCACGACUAGCCAGUCCUCUAGAUCGUCAAUAUCGCGAAGCGCUCUCGGGAACCAUUAAUCGUGCAUGUUGCUUGUGUAUUCA